This is a messenger RNA of Nanorana parkeri, 467 nucleotides long. It is a transcript of the gene JTB, whose product is annotated as jumping translocation breakpoint. The coding region runs from base 1 to 426 and encodes 141 amino acids. The transcript has 5 exons. NCBI's taxonomy places the organism in Eukaryota, Metazoa, Chordata, Amphibia, Anura, Dicroglossidae. Gene Ontology annotation, cellular component: membrane; midbody; spindle. The record is from RefSeq and is a predicted model, not a curated record. Gene Ontology annotation, biological process: mitotic cytokinesis.
AUGGAGGCCACAGUGGGGUGGCUGCUUAGAGCCGUCAUCGUUCUGGUCGUACACAGGUGGGCGGAGUCAUCUCUGGUCCAGGAAGACAGGCCGCAGUUGGACACCGAUGUCCCGGCGGUGACACUGUGUUGGAGGACGGAGGAAUUCACCAUAUCCAGAGAAUGCUACAACUGUAACCAGUUUGAGACGAAAACAGUCGGUGAGUGUGGAGUCACCGGAUUCAUCGAGGAGGUCAGCUGCAGCCCCUCCAACAAAGUGGAAUUCAAAAGCUGCCGCUCGGUCGCCAAGGAGAAGAGGGUCUUCUGGGAGUUUGUGGGGAUCAUGAUGGCGGCCGCCGUGGUCAUGUCGCUGGUGGUGCUGUGGCGGCGGAGGAAGCUGGACUGGAGGGCCCUGGAGAAGGUGCGCAAGCAGAUCGAGUCCAUCUGAUACUCUGAUUCAGCGCCAGACUCUCGGGUUACGGAUUUCUG